Molecule: messenger RNA, 836 nt
Organism: Panicum virgatum (switchgrass)
Lineage: Eukaryota; Viridiplantae; Streptophyta; Magnoliopsida; Poales; Poaceae
Product: acyl-coenzyme A thioesterase 13-like
Exons: 3
Coding region: 134-619 (161 amino acids)
Molecular function (GO): fatty acyl-CoA hydrolase activity
Source: RefSeq, a predicted model, not a curated record
CGACUAAGCCAGCGUGGUCCACGUGAUGCUCUAGUUCCGUCUCUAUAUAUAUGCGUGCUGCGUGCUACGCUUAACCAGCACACAAUAAUCAGCAUCGUCAGACUAUUCCACGCAUAGGCCGCCGGACGAGAGCAUGGCCAAGCAGCUGGAAGACCACCGGAGCAACGACGGCGAGGUCGAGUUGGGGGCGAUGAUGACGACGGAGUGGAAGCUGGAACCGGGCGUCGCCAGCAAGCUGUUCGACGCCUUCACCGUCGCCGGCCUCUGCGUCGACGCCAUCGAGCCCGGCCGCGCCAUGAUCUGCUCUUUCACGGUGCCGCCGCGCCUUACGGACGCGAGCAAGCGCAUGCAUGGAGGGGCCUUGGCGUCUCUGGUCGACCUGGUCGGCUCGGCCGUGUUCUUCGCUGGCGGCUCGCCGACGACGGGGGUGUCCCUGGAGAUCACCAUCUCGUACCUAACCGCGGCCCGUGCAAACGAGGAGAUCGAGAUCGACGCGAGGGUCCUGGGCAUCGGCGCGACGGCGGGGUGCGUGACGGUGGAGGUCAGGAAGAAGGCCACCGGCGAGGUGAUCGCGCACGGCCGGCACACCAAGUACCUCGCCGUCUCCAGCAAACUGUGAUGUAUGGAUGGAUAUCGAUCGACGAUCAGGAUCGGAUGGAUGGAGCGCGUACGUACGCGCGCGCAUUAGGUCACUCUCUCGCCUAUAUAUAUGCAUUCCCUCGUGUAAUACAUAUACAUACAGUACGUUCUAAACACACGGUCACGGACUCACGCAGUCCAUGUCCAGCUCUACUUGUGUUUCCUCUCCAGUCUCCACCUGCUCUGCAGUUUCGCGU